Messenger RNA from Loa loa (African eye worm), 2479 nucleotides. RefSeq lists its product as hypothetical. The coding region runs from base 245 to 2479 and encodes 744 amino acids. NCBI's taxonomy places the organism in Eukaryota, Metazoa, Nematoda, Chromadorea, Rhabditida, Onchocercidae. The record is from RefSeq and is a predicted model, not a curated record. The transcript has 5 exons.
AAAUUAUUGAAUUCAUAGCAUUACGUUGCACGCCGACUACUCCUGCUAAAAGUCCUCGCAAAAAGAAUAUCAAAACAACGAUCGCUGAAACCGCCGUUCGAAAUCAAUUGUCGCAGUUGCGUGUCUGCGUUCAACAAUCUACAACAGCCAGCUCAACUGCACUAACGUCCGCAACUUCAACGGCUACGUCGCUAAUUGUUUAAAUGCGAUAAUAUGUAUAGGCGCGCGCAAGCGCGCCACGACAAUGCAUGCCGGCAAAGAAAAGAGACGAAGCAGUGCUGCAGUCGGAGUUACUUCAACUUCUGCUGACGCAGUUGCCGAGAGUAUUGUAAAAACUGAUGUAAAAACUGCUGCAAUUGCUUGUGUAGUAUCAUCAUGCAAUACAGUACAAUAUGACAAGAGUACGAAAUUGCUAAGCGAUUCUCCUGCUGAUAGCACCCACUUCUGGUUAAACGAACAAAGGCGAGUAAAUUGGAAUACGAGGUAUCAUUGGUACCGUGAUCAACAACAAGCUACCAAAAAGCUGCACAGUAGAAGUGGUUCAAAAGUAAGAAGUGCUAUAAUAGAAUUUGACAAUUGUUUACAAGCGGGUAAAUACUUACUUGUAAAGAAGAAUGAAAGAUCACUGUUGACCUCGAGGUCUCAUGAAAAUAAUUUAUUAGCAAGCGAAGAAGAGGAAUGUUGCUGUUGUAGCAAAGAGAGAAUCGUUUACCAGUCAUAUCGUAACCUCAAGCGUACUUCCACGCAACAGUGCAACACUGCCUCAUCUUCAUUGCCAUCAUCUAUUCGUACCCAAACUUUCACCACUCAUCAUUAUCGCUAUCAGCAACGAAGCCGCUGCAUUUUGUACGCAAAUUUAAAAUUAUUCAUUUAUUGGCACGCAUUUUCGCUGUUAGCUUGUUUUGCAGCGACAGGAUUGUGUGCGCGUGCAACCGUCAGUGAAUCAUUUCUGAACCUGAAUGACAUGAAGCAUAGGGAAGAUGAUGUUUCAGAUAUGCUGCUUUUAGAGCAGUCAUCUAAGCAUCUAACAUCCAUCAGCACCAGUGCCAUCACUACUGAUGAUUCAACAUCUGCUCAUUUGAAUCCAUUCCUGAGACACUCCCGCUCCACUUCUGUACGACUAGGAUUGACACUAGAUUCUGUUUGUUACAUUUGGUCUUCAGUGGCACCCAAUGAUUUGUGUAAAUUAGCACCUUGGGCACGGUAUCAGUUCCUUCGUAAAAUUUCCAUCUUCAAUCGCGAUUGUUUAGAAGAAAAUAACAUCAAAGCAGCGCAGUUAUUUCGACUCACGCCUAGAUACGUCAAUAGCGAAACCGAUCUACGAAUGCAAGCUAAAUUUCUUCGUGCAAAUGUUGAAGGACAAGACUGUAUUUUAGCUCCAGCAGGUGCUCAACAGUGCCUUUCUUGCUUUCAAAAGAUUGAUCGAAGUUUAAAGAGAGUGGAUAAAGCAUACGAAAAAUUUAACCUCACGUUACACCGAUUUGAUUGCAUGUUGGCUGUGGAUACUGCGACCGCGACAAGGCCUUUCUCGCCUAAUGGCUCUUGUACUGAUUGUAAGAUUUGGUACCGGAAAUGGUUAAUGAUACAUUCAUUGAAUUUAUGGUCCGUCCCGCCAUGUAUUAAUUGGUGCUAUUAUGUUCAGUUAGCUUGUCCGCAUCUUGCCACUAGUAAAGUGGUUGAUUACGCUGGUCAUCCAAGUUUUCAGUGUAGAGAUCUGCACAUACCAUCAGUUAGUGUUCCUCAGAAUCCAGAUCCCUUAAAGUUAACAACUAUCAUAAAUUCUGCGUCAAAGAAGAAAUCAACAGUCGCAUUCAAGUGCGCAUGUCUUCAUCCCUGUGAUCUAGAAGAAUUUGACAAUCUGGUCGAUAUCACCCGUACUGCUGAACAAAAUCGGCCCAAUAGCUAUUCGAACACCAUCCUUAUGACAAGUAUUGAAGAAGAAGAUUUCUUCCCAUCUCCGCAGCAUUGUAUGGUCAGACGAUAUAUCUGCGGUAGUACGAAGAAAGAAGCAGAAGAACACCGUAUAGUACGUCGAAGUUUAACUACCGAUGUUUCAGCGGUAGCGGAGAAGUUGCGUAAAUUCAAGUUGGAUGAUAUCUCCUUAUCAGAUUAUGUAAUCAGUGUUGCCAGCGUUUUUAUGCGAUCGCCAGAUUCAACUGGAGAUGUACCUCAUCGUCAAGCUAGUGCCGUUCAGGAAAUCUUCACUGAUCCUGUUGGAUAUACUUCCCAAUGGUGGAUGAAACAUCGAGCACGACGACGUUCGCAGUUUAAUGCAAAUGCUGUUACUAGUAUCCCCACUAAUAGUGUUAAUCCUACUACUGCUUCUAUUACUAUUGGUUCCACUACCGUAAUUACACCUACCACCAUCAUCAGUUCCGGUGUCAAUUGGAGAUGGACGAGGUGGAGCACUUGUUCAGGAAUUCCCAUUUAUACCUUGUUUUUUACUUUGUUGUUGCUCAGAAGGCCGCCAUUGCUAUAG